AUGCUACCGAGCGGUUCUUCAAUGUUACAACCAAUGGAUCAGGGUGUGAUUUGGUCUUCCAAAUGUUCGGUUGGGAAGCAUUCACUGGAAUAUGUUUUGUCUUUCAUCGUAGGUGAGUCACUUAUAGUGAAAGUCGAGGUGAAAAUUCUCUUAGUCAAGCAUCUGGUCAAGAAAGCUAGGGUGUUCGUGCAUCCACACGAACUAAUCAAGGCUUUGAUGAAUGUUGGGUUCAAAUCCACAUUGAUUCAGUCGGUGAUGCAGCCACCAGAGUAUAAAUGCGACCUGAUUGAGGAAUUUACACAUCAUGUGUCUAUUGAUAAACGUCUUUUUGAAGAAGUAUCCCGUUUGGAAUUUGAUGAAGAUGUGGGUUAUUUGAAAUUAUUGUAUCAAGUCUCAUUUAUCCGUCAUUAG
This is a messenger RNA of Echinostoma caproni, 411 nucleotides long. The record is from the annotation of a GenBank genome assembly. Lineage: Eukaryota; Metazoa; Platyhelminthes; Trematoda; Plagiorchiida; Echinostomatidae.